AUGCUACCUCAUAGUACAUUCCGCCGCGAUAAGGAUAGCGGUCAGGAUGUGGAGAAGCGGCUGCUAGAACCUUUAGUAUCUAGCAGUGAGGCGUUGCCUCGGAAAAAGUGGCCGCAAAUCAUCCUACAUAUGACUCGAGCAAGGAUAAUGGCUCUUUUGGGACUGGUUUCUCUGUUAGCAUUGGCUGUACAUUUGCCAAUCGCAUCUACAUCGCUAUUGGCCCUUUCUACGACUGAGAAAGAUUCCAAAGAUGGGUUUCAUAACCAAUUUGAACCUGGGAAGCUUGGAGCUGUUGCGAGCGAGAGCUCUGUUUGCUCAAAGCAUGGAACGAAGAUACUAGAGAAAGGUGGCAAUGCUGCUGAUGCUUUGAUCGCUACCCAGUUUUGUAUUGGAGUCAUUGGAAUGUAUCAUAGUGGUAUUGGUGGGGGUGGAUUCAUGCUUGUACGGGCUCCAAACGGGACCUACGAGUUUAUUGAUUUCCGGGAGACUGCUCCUGGAGCUGCAUUCCAGGACAUGUACAGCAAUAACACGGCUGCAUCCAUCUAUGGAGGCUUGGCAAGUGGUGUCCCCGGUGAAGUUCGCGGGCUAGAAUAUUUGCAUAGAAAUUAUGGCUCUCUUCCCUGGUCGACACUCUUACAACCUGCAAUUGACACGGCACGAGAUGGAUUCCCAGUGACUGAAGACCUGGUCAAGUAUAUGAAAGGAGCAGUGGGCACUGGAGAGGACUUUUUAUCCAAGGAUCCGAACUGGGCUUUGGACUUCGCUCCAAACGGAACCCGACUUGGCUUGGGAGACACUAUCACACGCAGACGUUAUGCGGGCACCCUUGAGUCUAUCGCUAAAUAUGGUCCCGAUACUUUUUACUCGGGUCCCAUUGCUGAGACCAUGAUCAAUGCUAUUCAAAAAAAUAACGGCACCAUGACGCUCGAUGACCUGGCUAAUUAUACAGUAGCUGUUCGAAACAUCUCCCAAAUUAACUACCGCGGGUACACCGUGACAAGCUCAACUGCACCUUCGAGUGGUAUCGUGGCGAUGAGUAUUCUGAAGAUUCUGGAUACCUAUAAGGGGCUCUUUGCUUCCGAGCAAGACCUGAAUAUCAGCACUCAUCGUAUGGAUGAAGCAAUGCGGUUUGGAUACGGCAUGAGAACUGAACUAGGUGAUCCGUCCUUUGUGGAUGGGAUGGCUGAGUACGAACGAGGCAUGCUAGAACAGUCUACUAUUAACGCUAUUCGAGGAAAGAUAUCAGACUCUCAUACGCUCAAUGUUUCGGCAUAUGACCCAUCUGGUAUUGAGAGUUUAGAUACUCCAGGUACUUCCCACAUUGCUGCCGCAGAUCACUCCGGCAUGGCUAUAUCCGUGAUUACCACCAUAAACCUCUACUUUGGUAGUCGGGUUCUGGUUCCAGAAACUGGAAUUAUCAUGAAUGACCAAAUGAACGAUUUCUCUAUUCCCGGAUCAUCCAAUAAAUUCGGAUACAUUCCCUCAGAGGCUAACUACAUCCGCCCCGGAAAGCGGUCUCUGUCCUCAAGUACCCCAGCAAUAGUGACUCGCCCAGACGGCAAGCUUUUCCUAAUCGCAGGUUCCGCAGGUGGCAGCCGUAUCAUCACUGCAACUGUCCAAAAUAUCAUCCACUGUAUUGACCAAGGACUCAGUGCAGCUGAAGCCCUUGCCAAGCCACGCUUGCAUGACCAAUUGAUUCCGAACCAAGCUAGAUUCGAGUACGACUAUGACAAUACCACUAUCGCUUUUAUGAAGAGCCUUGGUCAUAAUGUCACUUGGGUUGCGCCCGGUGAGAGUACAGCACAGCUCAUUCGUGUUCUUCCUAAUGGUACUUUUGAUGCUGCUGGAGAGCCGAGACAGAAGAAUUCGGCUGGGUAUUCUGUAUAG
Messenger RNA from Penicillium taxi, 1887 nucleotides. RefSeq names its product gamma-glutamyltransferase. Gene Ontology annotation, biological process: glutathione catabolic process. The transcript has 8 exons. Gene Ontology annotation, molecular function: glutathione gamma-glutamate hydrolase. Lineage: Eukaryota; Fungi; Ascomycota; Eurotiomycetes; Eurotiales; Aspergillaceae. The coding region runs from base 1 to 1887 and encodes 628 amino acids. The record is from RefSeq and is a predicted model, not a curated record. Gene Ontology annotation, cellular component: plasma membrane.